Molecule: messenger RNA, 2313 nt
Organism: Calidris pugnax (ruff)
Lineage: Eukaryota; Metazoa; Chordata; Aves; Charadriiformes; Scolopacidae
Gene: G6PC1
Product: glucose-6-phosphatase, catalytic subunit
Exons: 5
Coding region: 67-1143 (358 amino acids)
Biological process (GO): gluconeogenesis; glucose 6-phosphate metabolic process
Cellular component (GO): membrane
Molecular function (GO): glucose-6-phosphatase activity
Source: RefSeq, a predicted model, not a curated record
CCCCGGCGGCGCGGUGGAGCGCAGAGGAGCCGGAGCCGGUGCCGAGGGGCAACGGUGCAGGGGAGGAUGGAGGCCAGCAUGGACCUCCUGCACGACACGGGCGUCCAGGCGACGCGCUGGCUGCAGGAGCAUUUCCAGGGCUCCCAGGAUUGGUUCCUCUUCAUCUCCUUCGCUGCUGACCUCAGGAACGCUUUCUUCGUCCUCUUCCCCAUCUGGUUCCACUUCAGCGAGGCGGUGGGCGUCAGGCUCAUCUGGGUGGCCGUGAUCGGCGACUGGCUCAACCUCGUCUUCAAGUGGAUCCUCUUUGGGGAGAGACCAUACUGGUGGGUUCACGAGACGGAUUAUUACAGCAACACCUCUGCCCCGGAGAUCCAGCAGUUCCCACUCACCUGUGAGACUGGCCCAGGGAGCCCCUCUGGCCAUGCCAUGGGUGCAGCUGGCGUGUACUACACCAUGGUGACAGCACUCCUCUCUGCUGCCAUGGGGAAGAAGCAGUCGAGGACACUUAAAUACUGGGUGCUGUGGAUGGUGCUUUGGACGGGGUUCUGGGCAGUUCAGGUCUGCGUCUGCCUCUCCCGAGUCUUCAUCGCCGCCCACUUCCCCCAUCAGGUCAUCGCGGGGGUCAUCUCAGGGAUGGCCGUGGCCAAGACCUUCCAGCACGUCCACUGCAUCUACCACGCCAGCCUCCGCCGCUACCUGGGCAUCACCUUCUUCCUCUUCAGCUUCGCCAUGGGCUUCUACCUCCUGCUGCGGGUGCUCGGUGUGGACCUGCUCUGGACACUGGAGAGGGCACGGAAGUGGUGCGCCCACCCCGAGUGGGUCCACAUCGACACCACCCCCUUCGCCAGCCUCCUCCGUAACCUGGGGAUCCUCUUCGGGCUGGGGCUGGCCCUCAACUCCCACAUGUACCUGGAGAGCUGUCGGGGCAAGCAGGGCCAAAAGCUGCCCUUCCGCUUGGGUUGCGUCACCGCGUCCCUCCUGGUCCUGCACCUCUUCGAUGCCUUCAGGCCGCCCUCCCACAUGCAGCUGCUCUUCUACGUCCUCUCCUUCUGCAAGAGCGCGGCCGUGCCACUGGCCACCGUCGGCCUGAUCCCCUACUGCCUCUCCCAGCUCCUGGCCACGCAGGACAAGAAGGCUGUUUAGGGGUGUCCCCGCAGGUAUGGCUGCGCCCGGGCUCGGGGGCUGCCACCGGACCACGGCUGCACCCCAGGCACCGUUUGCUCCCCGCUGAACCCACAGACUCCACUGGGGAGCAGACCACCAGGACCGGGCUGCCAGAGCUGCUGGGUGGCUCCCGGGGCAUGGACCCAUGGGGACACUCGUGCCGUACGCUUGGGUGGUCUGUGCCCACCUGAUGGCACAACAAGCCCCAUGAUCCUGGGGCUGUCCCACUGCUCUUCCUGUGCCCAUGGGAGGGGGGCAUCAGCCUGGGACCUGGCAGCAGCGGGGGGAAGACCCUGCACUCCCCUGCAGCUCAUGUGGACGUGCCACACGGGUGGGACUUGUGGCCACCACUGGGAGCAGGGUGGUCCCCCGUGGGGGCACGGGGUCUGCUGGCAUGGUGGCUGUCACAGGGACAGGCAGACACUGCCACGGGGAGACAAAGCACUGGUUUGUGGGACCCUCCCCCCUUACAGGACCCCCCCAGCCCCAAGGUGUUGUGUUCACUGCAGUGCGAGAUGUGGGGCACACGGGGCAGGGGUGUGUGUGUACAUGUAUGAUGUAUAUCUACAUACACAUAUACAUAUGGGCAUGUCUGUAAAGCAGGUAUUUUAUUAAAGCUGAGCCUGUGUUCAGCUGGUGAGUUCGACGUCUCCCCGGAUGGUGGGAUGGGGCAUCAUCUCCCAGGCCCAGGGGCUGCGGGGGGGUGGUUUUAGGGGGGCAGCUUUGGGAUCAGCUCUCCUGGGGACCUGAAGGUUUGUUCCCGACCUCUUGCUGUACCACCUCUAGCAAGAAGGGUGACAUUUCCCCAAUGACCUGCGGUGCUUCCCCAGGCUGCGGCUCCACAGCGCCCUGCAGUCUCUGCAGCUGAGAUUGCAACAGCCAAUUUCAGCAGCAAAAGCUCGAUUCGUUUUCUCUCCACUCGUUGGCAAAUAUCACACCCAAACCCUCUGCGUCUUACCAGUAUUCUGUGGUUUGUUUUUUUUUAAAAUGCAUCCAACUUAUUAUAAAUAACCGUCCUCACAAAGCAAUCACUCCUCAGGAACUGGUACGAAGUAAAAAGUCACAAUGUAAAUUGCAAACGGGAAGGCCCCCUUUUGGCUUUAGGAAGCCUACGAAAUGGUUAAAUAAUGACUACUUUUAAUCACUGAA